Messenger RNA from Varroa destructor (honeybee mite), 4339 nucleotides. RefSeq lists its product as uncharacterized. The record is from RefSeq and is a predicted model, not a curated record. Gene Ontology annotation, biological process: microtubule-based movement; mitotic cell cycle. Gene Ontology annotation, cellular component: microtubule. Lineage: Eukaryota; Metazoa; Arthropoda; Arachnida; Mesostigmata; Varroidae. Gene Ontology annotation, molecular function: microtubule motor activity; microtubule binding; ATP binding.
GUUGCCUAAAAACAGACUUGGCAGCUAAUUUGACAUGUGACAAUAACGGUGUAGAAAUUUCUUGCUGAACGUUGACAAGCUCGAAAACGGGGUGAAGUGAUCGGAACGAAACUGUGUGCCGCCAACUGUAGCAAACAAAGAUGUCUGGAGGCAAUAGCGGUGGCGUAGCGAUAACUGGUACAGGGGGUGGAGGUACCUCCACUUCUGAUAGUAUCUCUGUGGCCGUUCGAGUAAGACCUGCUAAAAGCGUAUCUGAUCCAGUCGAAUGGAUCGUUCAAGACAACGUGAUCUACGGAGCGCAGCCCGAAAAUCAACACAACGUAUUCGCGUUCGACCAUAUCUUUUCACAGGAGACGACCAACACUAAUGUCUAUGAAAAAGUUGUUGGCCCGAUUAUAGAGUCGGUCUUGGAUGGAUACCAUGGCACCGUGUUUGCUUAUGGACAGACUUCGUCAGGAAAAACGCAUACGAUGAUGGGCAACGAUGCCGACCCCGGAAUCAUCAAAAGGGCAAUUGCCUACAUCUUUGAACGUAUACAUAAAGAUGCCGAUCGCGAGUUUAUGAUUCGGAUUUCAUAUCUAGAAAUUUACAAUGAGCAGAUACGUGACCUGCUUAAUCCAGCUACGCAGUCGUCGGCGCUCCAGAUCAAGGGCCCGGACAUGGCCGUCUCUGGACUCGUGGAACAGGUCUGUCGUGAUGCCGAUGAACUGAUGAAAUGGAUGCUAGCUGGAGACAAGAACCGUCAGGUCGGAUGCACUAACAUGAACGAGCGUUCGUCCCGAUCACAUUCGAUAUUUCGUGUAACCCUCGAAUCGUCUCAUCGGGACGCCGUCGGGAAUAAACGUGAAGGCGUCACUAUCUCCCAAUUAAAUUUGGUAGAUUUGGCUGGUUCGGAGCGUGCAACGCAAACCGGCGCUACCGGAACGAGAUUACGUGAAGGUUGUCACAUUAACACAUCGCUUACCGCACUCGGCAUUGUCAUUCGAAAAUUGUCCAAACAAGAGAAACACAUAAAUUUUCGGGAUUCAAAAUUAACCAGAAUUCUGCAGAAUUCCUUGGGCGGCAACUCCCGUACGGCUAUCGUGUGCACGAUAUCGCCAUUCGAUUACGAGACAAGUCUGUCAACGCUCCGUUUUGGAUCUGAUGCUAAACGAAUUCGCAAUAAGCCUGUUAUCAAUCAAGUGCUAUCGGAAGACGCCAGCCUUUUGCAAAAACGGAACAAAGAGAUUGAGUCACUUAAGGCACUCAUUUGUAAGGUGAAGACCGGGAAGGAGCAAGAACUGAAAGAGAAAGACGACACGAUUUCACAGCUGCAGAAGAAAAUUGAGGAUCUUCAGAGGCUAGCCAUCUGCGGAGACCUACCAUCAAGUAUCACUGAAAGGACCUAUAGCAUGCCAUUGCGGGUAGACUGCCGUCGGCGAGAAACAUGGUGUCCUGGGCAAAUUGCCGCAGCGACGCCAGGUAAAAGUCUCUUAACUAGCACUGGGGCUUCAACGAUGUUCGAGCAACGACAUACAUCGGGAGGAUCGAACGAAGACUCGUUUUUAGCACAGUACGGCACGUAUGACGAUGGUCUCAAAAAUGAUUUCGGAGCGUUCUGUACUCCAGCGCGACCCCGCAAACGGAAGUCAUUGGAAAUAGAUUGUCCAGCAUCUUCAUCAUCUACGGAAACGUUAAAGAGCUUAACUAGUCAAUGUGACGUUUCACGGAAAAAUGAAGAAUAUGAAGAUCUAGCUGCACUGAAGGGCAAGUACGAGGACGCCAUGAGCGAGUUGCGAGAGCUGAGGGAACAUAUCGCGUUCCUUCAAGCUGAGCAAAAGCUCUGCUGUCAAGCUACACCUGGGCUAGCAGCAAAAAGACCGCGGAUUAAGACAGUCGAUCCUUUGGCUCCUCAUGAAUCAUCUGAUCCUAGUGGUACAGAAAGUGGUGGUUUUAAUCAGGAAUCUUCAUCGUGUACGAAUACAGAUCAGGAAGCUGUUACGCGUACGCCGGUAAAUGGACUGAGCCUUAUUCUAGAGGAGGAAAGCGAGCUAGAGGGAGAAAGUCCGUUUGAACGCAAACUCAAAUUAAUGGCGACUCCACGCCAAACAAUCACAAGCAUGAAACGGGAGAAUGCUUUGUUGAAGCGAAGUCUAAUGGCAUUCAGUGGAUACGCUUCGCCAAGUGAAACAACGGGAACAACUCUGCGAAAUGGUUCUGGUGCGCUAUUUCUAAGGUCACCUUCCCCAGGGGUACAAACAUACGAAGUUGGCUGUCAGUAUGAAGAAAUCGUCAGCGGUGAAACUAAUCCCCUUGAAAACCUAACCGCUACCGACCAGUCAACACCAGUUUCUAAUGAGCCUCCACGUCAGAUGGUGAACAGAUCGACUUCGCCGUUGCCUCUGCUUGCAACUCCAAUGAAAAGCGAGUUGCCAAUCCGAUCGACGCCGCGUCGCCGAGACACGUGCGAUUCCCUGAUCACUUUCUUAACUCCACAAACCAGAGAAAUUUGCACCGCAAGCCAUGUACAAGGAUCUAUGGUAUCAUGGCUGGAAACAGAGGGAACGCCCAUAAACUUUCCACUCGUGCUAAAGGACAUGGCCGUCCAAACCGACUGUGCGGUUGAAGCUAGCGGUAGCUCUGUAGAAAUCAACGGAAAGAUCAAGGAAAAGUCAUGCGUCGCUGAUGCCUCGAUCAUGACUGAACUGUCUCCUGUAAUGACGGAUGCUAGUACGUCCGUUACUGGUACUUUACUAAACGACGAUACAAAACUUCAGACUGUUGUAGUCACUGAAGUCGAGGCAAAAACAAUCCUCGUGGAUGCUAAUACAUCGGCUAUUAUCUUUCCUAGCGAAGGACUUACAAAGGCGGACGCUAGCACUUCAUUCGGAAUGCCAACGCAUCAGGAAAAAGCGGAAAUUACUGAGAUGGCAGUUUUCACUGAGCUUGAAGCCAAGCUAAUCCCAGUAAACGUAAACGUGUCUCCUACGUGUUUCCCUGAAAAUGCGGUGGCUUCUUUCGCAGCGGCAGGUCAGCCCAUUGGGCACGAAGUCAUUACAACGGACGUGGUCACACAAACCGACUUCGAAGAAAAACUAGACACGAUGCAUGCGGCCGAUGUGAAACGCCAGCAUGGCGAACGUGUUCUUCACGCAACCCAUGUGGAAGUGCAAUGCGUUACUGAAAUGACUGACGUGUCAACGCUCGCUUCUGUAGCCAUAAUGGAUGCCGCAUCACAGACGGACAAGGAGACUAAGGUAGCUCCGAUGGCUCCAUGUAGAGCCACAAAGUUUUUAUUCGCGACGCGCUGUAUGGACAACCCUGCCUUUGCGGGCAUUGCAUCACCAUCCGAAUUGCUGAUCGGAAUGAAUGCCCUACUAGGCAGUGCCGAAAGUGCUAAAGAUCCCGUGGAACCUUCAGUCAAAAGUGGUACAAAGUGGGAGCAACCCGUCCCAAAGAGACGAGAUGUUGGUUGUCAGGCCCGCAUCGAGGAAUUAUGGGUCAUUCGAAUGAAGCUUGACAAAGAGAAAGCGGCUCGUGAGGAUGCGGAGAAACGAUGCGACGAAUUGUGGCGUGAAAAGAGCCGACUCGUUAAGACCAACGAUAAAUAUCUGGCCUUCCUCAAACAGAGUGGUAUCGACCCCAAAAAAGUUUUGAGCGAGGAAGUUGUUGCCAAACCUUUAAAGGACACCAGAAACAUAGCUAGUACGCCUGCUACUGCUACUCCAUCAACUCCUUCAACGGCUGAACAGUACCGACAAAAAUAUGAGGCAAUUAAGGAGUUCUGUUGGCGACAUCCUGACAUUAAGGAUCGUCUGCUAUCAGAACGGGUCGUACUUGCCCGACCUAAAGUCCCACAGGUCUCUCAAACUCUGAACUUCGGAAAGGAUUCACCAGCAGCCGGCAAACUUAAUUCUGAAAGCGAAACACCGGGUGAUCAUUCAAAUGAAGCUCAAGAAGAUCGGCCGUUGGCAAAUUUACAGGACGUUCAAGAGUUUCGUGGCGUUGAUUAUCUUGCAAAGGCUGAUCCUGGAGAGUGUAGGCCAUCAUAAGUAGCUUCCAUAGAAUGUUUAACAAUAACAGCCGGAUAUUGUGUGUACCGUCUGGAAGGACAGGUCUAUUACGGAUUGGUCAAACGAAUGUUAAAUUGUAUAUAUAAACUACAUAUAUUUGUAUAGUCAUAAAGUUCGUUUAUACUGCAAUGUACAAACGUGAAGUUAGUUUCCACUACCUAGGGAGGGCAAUAUAAACAUCAUGUAUUUUAUAUGUUGUUGCUUAAAAGUGGUAAAUCGGUGUUUUUAUUAAAAUAUGGGCAGACACCUAAUAUACAUGAGUUUUGAAAAGCAACAUAGUACCGCUG